AUUUGGCCUUAAUAUAACGCAGCUAAGACAACAGACCUGAGCUCCUCAACUGAGGUAUUUCUAUCCGUUAUCCCUUCCUUCUACCUAUUUUCCCAACCUCGUUUCGACACUGAUACAAAAAAUCCAAAACCAAAAUCCACGUUAAAUUCCUUUGAAGAAUUCAGUCUCCAGUCUCUGAUCCCAUGUUUACAUUUGCCAUCUCCACUUCACUCUUCUAACAUGUGAAACAACCUCUAUAAUUUCCAUUUACUAAUAUGCAACAGUUAUUGUUACCCACCACCUCGUUCCCGCCUCCACUUUUCCCUCUGAAGUCUCAUCCUUUCCCUCGAAAGCAGCAAUUUUGUCUAAGAGACGGCUUGAGCUUGUACGCCCCACCAAAAAUGGCUUCCUUUUCUGGGUUUGUAGCUAAGUCCCAGAUGCAAACGACUGCUGAUGGUGGUGAUGCAAAUGGGUUUUCUACGCUGAUGGAGUAUGUUGGCAAAGGAGGACUAGACGUGGGAGAUGAGUUAGUGGUUUUGCUUUAUCAUAUGCAAUAUGCUUGCAAGAGAAUUGCUGCUCUCGUGGCUUCUCCUUUUAAUUCUGCUCUCGGGAAACAUUCAGGUCUUUCUGCUGGCACAUCCGGGUCUGGUGGUUUAGACAGGGAUAAACCAAAGCCGCUUGAUAUUGUGGCAAAUGAAGUCAUAUUGUCCUCUCUUAGAAAUUCAGGAAAGGUUUCAGUCAUGGCUUCAGAAGAAGAUGACGCUCCUAUUUGGAUCAAUGACGAUGGCCCUUUUGUGGUGGUAUUGGAUCCUCUUGAUGGUUCUCGAAAUAUAGAUGCUUCCAUUCCCACUGGAACAAUUUUUGGGAUAUAUAAGCGACUUGUGGAGCUAGAUCAUCUACCUACAGAGGAGAAGGCAUCACUGAAUUCGCUACAGAGUGGAACCAGGCUCCUAGCUGCUGGCUAUGUUCUCUAUUCAUCCGCCACAAUUCUCUGUGCUAGCUUCGGCUCUGGAACGCAUGCAUUUACACUAGAUCAUUCAACGGGAGACUUUAUUCUCACACAUCCAAGCAUCAGAAUUCCUGCUCGAGGUCAAAUAUAUUCUGUUAAUGAUGCACGGUAUUUUGACUGGCCUGAAGGUCUAAGGCAAUAUAUCAACACAGUGAGACAAGGCAAAGGCAAAUACCCUAAGAAAUAUUCAGCACGUUAUAUAUGCUCUUUGGUUGCUGAUUUCCAUAGGACUCUCUUGUAUGGUGGACUGGCAAUGAAUCCAAGGGACCAUCUACGCCUGGUGUACGAGGCAAACCCUCUCAGUUUUCUUGCAGAGCAAGCUGGAGGCAAGGGGUCGGAUGGUAAAAGUAGGAUUCUUUCCAUCCAACCAGUCAAACUGCAUCAAAGACUGCCUCUCUUUUUGGGGAGUUUGGAGGAUAUAGAUGAGUUGGAAAGCUAUGAAGAUGUUCAACAGAAAGUAAACCCUGGGUAUGCAGUCUAAUGACUUUGUUCUUUCCAGCAGAUGUGAUGUAUACUGCUCUGUUGCUCUGCUUUUCUAUAAGUUCACAUGACAGCUCUUCCUCUCCACUGUUCAUACUUUUUUCUCUGUUUUUUCAAUAAUCAAGAGUUGUAUGUGAGUCACGAAGACCAAAAUGUAAUGCUAUUAUUACAAAGUCGAAUGUGAAAGCAUCACACUUUUUACAAGUUUUGAGUUUGGUUGUUGUAAGAACCAAUCCAGCAGUACAAGGAAAAAAGACAUACUUAUUGUAUUUAUCUUGUAAUCUUAGUUGUAUUCUGAUUUUUUAAACUCUUAUCAACUGGUACAUUAUUCUA
This is a messenger RNA of Theobroma cacao (cacao), 1801 nucleotides long. RefSeq names its product Inositol monophosphatase family protein. Gene Ontology annotation, cellular component: cytosol; cytoplasm. NCBI's taxonomy places the organism in Eukaryota, Viridiplantae, Streptophyta, Magnoliopsida, Malvales, Malvaceae. Gene Ontology annotation, molecular function: fructose 1,6-bisphosphate 1-phosphatase activity. Gene Ontology annotation, biological process: fructose 1,6-bisphosphate metabolic process; gluconeogenesis; fructose metabolic process. The record is from RefSeq and is a predicted model, not a curated record.